UGCAGGUUUCAUAUUCCCAUUCUCUCCUCUACCUUGGUCACUAACAUCGGAGAGUAAAUGCGCCAUGCUCCUUCUAUGGCCCUUUGUAGUACCUGUCUCUUUGUCUCUGUCUCUCCUCCUUUUGUUUGGGAAAUGUGCUGAGAGACAGAGAUAGAGAGACCGAGCGAUUGCCACUUUGGCUAUGGUAGAGCCUAGUCGUAGUUGGAGCGUGACAUCACACUCCCUGCUCUCAGGUUUCGGAAGCAUUCACACUUCUGGCGGCAGACACACGGCACGCGGGCAGCGACUGGGGCGAGACUGGGCUGGAGGCUACCUGACAGCUGGGACGCUUUAUUUUCUCGCGAGCUCUCUGCCAUCUGAGCGCACUUCACAGGAGACGCUUCAAAGCCACGGACUCGUUCCACUUGUUCCAGUCGCUCGGUGAACUCUGUUCUACACUGCUGGUUCGUUACCCCCGACCAACUGAUGUUCCACUAAUCCGCUCCGCAUCUGGAUAAACUACGACUCCGUUUCGCUAAUAGAUAACCUACAGACGGACGAUAUUAUUGCAUCACCUGACUGUUUUUUGUGGAAUCUUUUAAUUCCACAAUGAGCGGAAGGUGACCUGUAAGCAUCCUGUCUCAGGCUGUCCCUCACAAGACAACUGCAUCUUUGUCGUCAACGAACAAUUGAAUUGUGGGAAAUUGGUUCACCCAAUGUUUAGCAGGAACGCCCCCAAAGCGCCGGUGAAUGAGAAGAAGGAACGUCCGAUGAGCACCAUGAGUAGUGAUCCCUCUAACUACACAGGGGGCUCGGACUACACCACACAGCCCAGUAGCCCUGGAGCCAGGCCCUCUAGAUCCUCCUCCAAAAAAGUUCAUAACUUUGGUAAGAGAUCAAACUCAAUCAGAAGGAACCCCAAUGCACUGGUCAUCAAGAGUAAUUGGCUUUAUAAACAGGACAGCACAGGGAUGAAGCUCUGGAAGAAGAGAUGGUUCGUGCUGUCAGAGAUGUGCCUGUACUACUACAGAGAUGAGAAAGAGGAGGGAAUCCUGGGCAGCAUCCUGCUGCCUAGCUUUCAUAUAUCCAUGCUGUCUGUUGAUGACCACAUCAACAGGAAGUAUGCCUUUAAGGCCACACAUCCCAACAUGCGAACAUACUACUUCUGCACGGACACAGCCAAAGACAUGGAGUCAUGGAUGAAGGUUAUGACGGAUGCUGCCCUGGUGCACUCAGAGCCAGCCAAGAGCAGGUUGCUCAAAGUUGAUCAGUGUGGACCUCAGGAGGUCACUAACCACGUUAUCCAAAACCACCAACAUGUUCUGACCCGUCCAGAGAUCCAGAACAACGAGCGAAACCGUGCCGAGGCCAACCGUGAACUGGAACCCACUCACACUGUUACCGCUGUCACUAUGGUAACCACUGCUACUGAGGAGGACAGGAAACAGCGCGAGGCGGAGCGCUACGGAUUCCAAAAAGAAGGAGCGGAGAGGGAACGGCCUCUCACUAAGAUCAACAGCAUCAAGCUACAGCCGGAUCAGACUGCUGACGCCGCUGCUAAUAUCAGAGAUGGAUCCCCACAACAGGCAGAUACCCCGGAUGGGCCUUACAGGCCUCCACAGGUAAACGGAGCAGGGGGGGAAAGUCCCGGGGAGAUGAUGGCCCACCCUCAGCCUCACCGGACCCCCUCCGUCCAGGGCAGCAUAACCCCCACUACCCCUACCAACCAGUACCCCCAUCAGGAGCCGGAGGUCAGGACCCUGACCAGGACCAACUCCAUGCAACAGCUGGAACAGUGGGUUCGCACACAGAGAGUACGUAACCAGGACGACGACACGCGCAGUGUCAUGUCUUACCAGACACUCCCUAGGAACAUGCACAGCCACCGGGCCCCUUCCGCCAUGCCUCAGUACGUGGACCACAGCUACCGUACCUUACCCAGGAACAGCAUGGCCCGGCCGGACAGCAUCUGCAGCAUGUCCCCGUCCAUGUACGACCAGGCCCUGGGGUUCCCAGGGGCGGACAAGAGGCGCUCUAUGAGGGACGACACCAUGUGGCAGCUGUAUGAGUGGCAGCAGAGGCAGGCCUUCUCCCCCAGCCCCAGGCCAUUGUCGUCGACGCCCUACGGCACCCUGCCCAGCCCCAAGACCAUGAUCAACCUGUCAGAGCAGCAGGCUCAUGGCCACCACUCCAUCCCCCCCUCGCCGUCCCACGGUUCCCUCUCCAUGUACGGGGGCUACUCGCCCCUCCGCUCCGCCUACAACCACAGCUCCAGCAGGUCGGAGGUGGCCUCGCCCGUCUAUAGAGGGGACGUUCCAGUAGACAGGAGACACAGCAGGAUGCCACACGGCAAUAAGUAUGCCUACCAGCCUGACAGGAGGUCAAUGCCAGCUGGGAUUCCUGUCCAGACCAUCACUGCCCAGUCUCUGCAGGGCAAAACGCCCGAGGAGCUGACCCUGCUGUUGAUCAAACUGCGUCGCCAGCAGGCAGACCUCAACAGCGUCCGGGAGCACACAGUAGCACAGCUCAUGCAGCUAAGCCUGGAGGGUGGCCCCAACCCACAGAGUGACAUUCUGUCCCAUCACCUCCAGAGGAACCUCAUGUAUCUGGAUGGCCAGAUGUCCUCUCAUAUGAAGGAAAAUGAGCCUUUAAUCGCCAUGAUACAUAAGCUGAUAGAGAACACGGCGCCCCGGCCUCUGCUCCUCCGGCGUCACCACGUAACAAUGAGCUCCGAGGACUACAGGGAUCAUGCUUAUGUGUGCAGGCCGGAGGAGGUCGACAUCGAUGCCAAGCUGAGCAGGUUGUGUGAGCAGGACAAGGUUGUGAGGACACAGGAAAGCAAGCUCCAGCAGCUACACAGAGAGAAGCACACCCUGGAGACGGCUCUUCUGUCGGCCAGUCAGGAGAUCGAGCUGAGUGCUGAUAACCCUGCAGCCGUGCGCAGUGUGGUCCAGCAGAGAGAUGUGCUGCAGAACGGACUGCUCAGCACCUGCAGGGAGCUAUCCAGAGUCAUCACUGAGUUGGAACGGUCGUUGAGGGAGUACGAGCGGAUGGAGGGAGAGGUCUCAUUGGCCAAGAACAGCCUGCUAGAGCAGCUCGAGGCCCUAGGGAGCCCUCAGACGGAGCCCCCCAGCCAGCAGCACGUCCACAUCCAGAAGGAGCUGUGGAGGAUCCAGGAUGUGAUGGAGGCCCUCAGUGUCAACAAGGCCCAGAGGCAAGCGGACACACAGGGCUACUAUGGCUCCACGCCCAUCUCCAACAAAUACAAGACCGAGGAGGAGGAGGAUGCCUCUGCCCCCCCCCGGCCCCCCCUACCCCAGGCCUAUGAGCUCCACCAGGCCCCCUGUCCAACACCUCCGCCCCCACCACCACCCCGGGCUCCCGAGGACAGGAAGGUCGCCCAGAGGAACGGAACGCACAGCGGUCCUGACUACAGACUUUAUAAGAGUGAACCAGAACUCACCACAGUAGCUGAGGUGGAUGAGACCAAUGGAGAGGAUCGAUCUGAACAGUCAGACAGAGAUCCUUCAAACACUAAAGUCUCUUCUCCAGGAAUGUCGUAUCCUGUUGGCAUCGUUCCCCCCAGAACCAAAUCUCCCAACAUGCCAGAGUCUUCUAGCAUCGCUUCCUAUGUCACCCUAAGAAAGGGUCGGAGGCCGGACCCUCGCACGAUGCGACCCCACAGUGCGGUGGACCAGCUGUGUGCCGGAUCGGCGGAGAAGGAGGCUGGCCGGCCCAGGAUGAGCGUUGAGGAGCAGCUGGAGAGAAUCAAGAGGCACCAACAGGGAGCGCUGCGAGAGAAGAAGAAGGGUUUGCACAUCCUGGCAGGAAGCGGCUGCAACAGCCCGCAGGACCACAACACCACUCACCGUAACACAGUGUCACGUGGCCCCUCCUUUUCCAAGGAGAACCCCUUCCUCAGUACGCAGAACCGUCGCCAGCGUGACGAGGUGAUAAGCAGUGACAUCCUGGAGUUGGAGGCGGCACUUAGAGAACAGGAAGUGGUCAGAGAGCAGGAGACGCCCGCUGAGGAGAUAGCUCGCCUUAAAGAGGCUUCCCAUACCGACCAGUACAACGUGGACAGAGAGCUGUCGGUCCCAGAUAAGGUGUUGAUUCCGGAGCGCUAUGUGGAGUCUGACCCCGAGGAAGGCCUCAGCCCAGAGCAGGAGGCUGACAAACAGAAGAAAGUGGACCGCAUCAAAGCACUCAUCGCCAAGAACAGCAUGCAGAAUGUUCUCUCACCUCCUGGUUUGGUGCUGAGCCCAGAAGAAGAGGCAGAGGAGGAGGCUACAGCCCAGGAGCAGGAGAAGCUGAUCAACAUCUCCUACGAGCUGGCAGCAGAGGCGUCCAGACGCAGCAAGCUGGUGGCAGUGCACAGCUUGUCAUCAUCCUCACCUCCUCCCGAGCCCCAACCAUCCCCAUCUCCGCCUCCUAACACCCAGCCCCCCCAGCUCACUGAUGGCUCCCACUUCAUGUGUGUGUAAUGGCAGUAGCAGCGCCCAGGCCCUGGCUUCAGUGAAGACCUACACAUGAAGGAUGUAACUACGGACAGAUGAGGCUCCCGUUUCUCAUGAACAGAGCCGGCCCCACCCACAUAUGAUACCCUCAGUACAAAGUCCAACGGACAGAUGGACCAGUAGACAACAUCACACUCUGGGCCUCUGCUCAAUUACUGUGACGCCACAUCCUCCUGUAAAACACUGUUCUUUCCUGUCAACACAUUGCCUCCCGUUGUGUUCUGUGUAGAUUCAGUACAGCCACAGACCAGAUUUACUACCACAGGAGUUUAUUAUAUAUUUUUAGGUCAUAGAAUUGACAACUGAUCAUUUCAUGUUGGCACCAGUACAAAGCCAGUGCCCUGGUCUUUCCCCAAUAUAUGUGACUUUAGCUAGCUGCUAAUCACAAAGACACAUCGAAGUUCUUACUAGCUAGCCAAACAUUCUACACGGUUAAAAGUACAUUUUCAGUAAUUCCAGAGGGACUAGCCAGCCAACUCUAGGAAGCUCUCGGCAUACCGACGGAAAGCACCAUGUGGUAUUUUGGCAUUAAAGUGCUGAGCCAAAAGUCUUGCAGUAGUUCAGUGGUAAAUCUUGUCCCCAGUUGCAUUGCAUUACAUGAUGUUUAAUUUGAAACUGUUGGUUGCUGUUGGUGCAUAAUUGGUUUCAUUGCUGUUAUUUAUAUAGUGAGGUAUUGACAAUUCUGUUUGUGUAUUGGCUGAAGGUGUUGCUGUCUUCAGAGCGUAAGGGCUGAAUCCUGCUCAGACAAUAACUCCCCUUCAGUCCAAGACCGUCAUGUGGUACAGACAUUAUCACAGACACAGUUGCCUAGUGGCAAUUUAUUUUCUUUGCAGUUCAAGGGUUUCUCUUUUCAGCUUGGUUUUCUAACUUUUUUAUUUUGUUAAUGUUUUAAAUUGUCCUUUCAUCACAUCACACAACACUGCAUAUUUUACAGAUUUUAUUCUAGUGCAUAAACUAUUUCUAUUUUAUAUGUAAAACGGAAUAUAUAAGACAGAAAUAUAGUUGAUUUAUAAUUCGAAUGUGCCACUUUAUUGCUACUGCAGAAUGAGGAGGGAUAUUGAUAUAUAUAUGAUAUUUUCUUCUGGUUUCUUGAAAUUAUAUUUAUAUGUUGGACUUUCUUGCUGGCCCUUCUCUGUAUGCAGUGCUCUACUCUUUGCAGUGUUUUUCACUAGGGCUUAUGUGGUGCACUUUUUUUAAUCAGUGCCCAUUGGGCUGCCCUUGGGCUUUCUAGAGCUUUCCUUUGGGCUCAUGGGGCUUUUAAUAGGGCCGUCGAAGUCUCAUCUGGGCCGUUGAGGUCUCAUCUGGGCCGUUGAGGUCUCAUCUGGGCCGUUGAGGUCUCAUCUGGGCCGUUGAGGUCUCAUCUGGGCCGUAGAGGUCUCAUCUGUGCCUUAGAGGUCUCACCUGGGCCGUAGAGGUCUCACCUGGGCCGUAGAGGUCUCACCUGGGCCGGAGAGGUCUCACCUGGGCCGGAGAGGUUUCAUCUAGGCUGUAGAUGUCUCAUCUGGGCCGUAGAGGAUUAACCUGGGCUGGAAAGGUCUCAUCUGGGUAGUGCAAUACAUAAAGAAUUGGGUGCCAUUUGGGAACACAACCUGUUGUUGCUGACCCACACACAAAUGUUUUGGCUUCAAAAGGACUUAUGCUUUGUUUUUUUAUUGAAAAGAAUAUAUUUAAGAAAAUAACAGCAAAAAAGGUUUUAACUGGUUUAGCUUAGAAGUCUGUUUUGAAACUUCUUGGUUUUGGGAGGGUCCUGGAACAGAAAGAUAAUGGAACCAAACAGCACAUGUGAAAGCAAUUAUGGUGCCAUUGGGGAAAUAUAAAUAUUUUUUUGUGUACAAAAUGUAAUUACUAAGAUGUUCUUAGUGUAUAUACCAUACCCUGAUAAUUGGUACGGACAUGAGAUGGGAGGAGGCUUAAACGGCUACUAUGUUAUUAACAUUCAUUUGAUAUGCAAAUGUUCAUAUCCCAUCUGUUUUAUAUCAUGUUAAAUAAAUGUUGCUGUUCUUACACAAA
Esox lucius (northern pike) is the source of this 6506-nucleotide messenger RNA. Its product is annotated as pleckstrin homology domain-containing family A member 5. Lineage: Eukaryota; Metazoa; Chordata; Actinopteri; Esociformes; Esocidae. The record is from RefSeq and is a predicted model, not a curated record. Gene Ontology annotation, molecular function: phosphatidylinositol-3,5-bisphosphate binding; protein binding; phosphatidylinositol-3-phosphate binding. The transcript has 31 exons. Gene Ontology annotation, cellular component: cytosol. The coding region runs from base 696 to 4463 and encodes 1255 amino acids.